Corythoichthys intestinalis (scribbled pipefish) is the source of this 5815-nucleotide messenger RNA. RefSeq names its product prenylcysteine oxidase 1 (gene pcyox1). The record is from RefSeq and is a predicted model, not a curated record. The transcript is spliced from 7 exons. Gene Ontology annotation, biological process: prenylcysteine catabolic process; prenylated protein catabolic process. The coding region runs from base 158 to 1687 and encodes 509 amino acids. Gene Ontology annotation, molecular function: prenylcysteine oxidase activity. NCBI's taxonomy places the organism in Eukaryota, Metazoa, Chordata, Actinopteri, Syngnathiformes, Syngnathidae.
UCUAUGACUAGAUACAACGACUUUUAGUUUGUGCCAACAGCGACGCUAAACUCGCGGAUAAAGUGUCGGCUUAUUCCAUGUUUGUGGACAGCGCGAAAAUGGAAAUUUGCACACGGUGCAAUCAAACUGGAUUUCCUUGGAUCACUAGAAGACCAACAUGAGUGUUGAGACCCUGAGCCUGAGAUCCUUACUCUUUUUGGGAAUCUGUCUCAGCAUCAGGAGGAGUUUGGCCUCUUCUCCUGAGCUCCUAGAGCCACCUACCAACAUAGCCGUGGUGGGAGCCGGCAUCGGUGGCGCGGCCGCAGCGUUCUACCUGAGGCAGGAGUUCGGAGCCACGGUCAAGAUCGACGUGUUUGAACCUGGCGAUGUCGGUGGGCGACUGGCGACGGCUGAGAUGGCUAAGCAGGAAUAUGAAACGGGAGGCGUGGUCAUCCAUCCCCUCAACCUUCACAUGAAGCACUUUGUUGACAAACUAGGCAUCUCCAUGCGCCAGGACGUCCCGUCAAAAAAGGCAGUGUUUGACGGCAAUGAGCUCACUUUCGAAGAGAGCGACUGGUUCAUCGUAAACUUCUUGCGCAUGCUGUGGCGCUACGGGCUCAACUAUCUGUUCAUGCAGAUGUGGGUGGAGAGUGUUAUGGAUAAAUUCAUGAGGAUCUACCAAUACCAGCAGUACGGUUACUCCUUCACCAGUGUUGAACGACUUCUACACGCCAUGGGUGGGGACGAUUUCCUUAGCCUGAUGAACCGCACACUGGAGGAAACCAUGAGAGCCGAAGGAUUCCCUCAAAUCUUUCUCAACCACGUGGCGGCGCCCCUCACACGAGUCACUUAUGGCCAAAGUGUCCGCAUCAACAGCCUGGCAGGUGCCCUUUCGCUUGCGGCAGCCGACUCGGGCCAUUGGGCGGUGGAUGGCGGUAAUAAGAGAGUUUGCUCCGGGCUUCUUUAUCACAGCAAGAGUGAACUCAUUCAAGCCAGAGUGACCAACGUUGCCUUUAAAGUUCGACCAUCUAAGACAGGGCCUUCCACCAGCUUCUAUGAGGUCAACUAUAUAGGAGACACAGGCGCAGGGCAUUCAAUGUAUGACAUCGUUGUCAUAGCGACCCCACUUCACCAAGGCAAGUCUGACAUCUCCUUCUCAGGUCUAUCUCCCCCGACGGCGUCGCAGUUCCCCGGCAUUUACCACCAGGUGUUCUCCGUUCUGGUCCACGGAGUGCUCAACACCUCCUACCUCGGAGUCACGAGGCCCUCUUCGGAGUUCACGGUCUCUGAGGUACUCACCGUGGACUCCGAAGACAACGUCAUGUACAGUUUGACUUCCCUCGACCCGGUCCACAUCCCGUCCGGAUACAGCCGACCUCCGGCUAGCAGCGCCAAAGUGUGGAAGGUGUUUUCUCCUCGAGCGCUGAGCCAGGACGACCUCGCCCGCAUGUUCCUCUCGUGGGAUUCUGUAUCGCAGACCCCGUGGUUGGCAUACCCGACUUAUCGGCCUCCGCGACGCCAGAUCCCGCCUUUUAUCCUACACAAGCGACUCUACUACCUGAGCGCCGUGGAGUGGGCGGCCAGCUCCAUGGAGAUGAGCGCCAUCUCGGCCAGGAACGCCGCACUGCUGGCUCACCACCGCUGGCACGAGCAGACUGGGAGGAUCGACCAGGAGGACCUGCACACGCGCUUGCGGGGAGAGCUCUGAAGCGCACGGGGCAGCCUGCCCUAAAAGAUCAGGUAUUCGGGGUAUCAGGGUGAUCGCAGCUGCGGGUCUGACUCUAUUUUCGUCAGAAAAUUAUUUUCCAAAAAUGUUUUUUUGUAAGCGCUACUUAGUCAGCUUAGAAAAAUUUGGGCUCCAUUCUUUCUACACAGGUUUUCAUGGGUCCUGUAAAAAAAAAAAAUCAUAAAAUUGGCUCACUGAAAUCAUCAGUCCCAUUUUUUUCAACAUGCGCAAAUAAGAUUUCAGUGCAGAAUUUGUUUUUUCUGUGUAAAAUUAUAUUCGUGCUGUCAUUUCCAUUUUUUUCAUAUGUUCAAACAUUCGUUUAAGUUCUCAAUGUGCACAGGGAUAGCGGUCUGCUAGCAUGCUAGCAAGUGGGAUGUCAGUGCCAAAUUUGUUUUCUAUAUGUAAAAUUACAUUCAUGCAGUCAUUUUCAUUUUUUUCACAUGGCCUCACAUUCUUAGCACAUUUGAGUUCUCAAUUUUCACAGGGAUAGCAGUCUACUAGCAUGCUAGCAAGUGAGAUUUAAGUUACAGCUUACCCGACUUACGUGAUUUCGACUUUACGACCCCGGCGCUCAUCUGCUAUUUUAUCUCCAGUCUUCUUUUUUGUUUUUGUCGUGUAACUGUGUCUCACCUGCCAUUUUACAGUUAUUUUUUACUUUGUUUUAUUAAUAUAAUGUUAAAUACAUGUUUUUGGAUAGUUAUUUUGAGAUAUAGGGGGUAUUUAGGGGUAGUUGAAGAGUUAAUUCCGAUUUAAAAGGAAAUUUGGCUUACGGCGCCAGUGUAGGAACGGAACUCGUUCGUAACCUAGGGACUACAUGUAUUGCAUUUGUGCGGUCAUUUUCAUUUCUUUCACAUGGUCACAAAUUCUUAGCACGUUCUCAGUGUGCACAGGGAUAGCAGCCUGCUAGCAUGCUAGCAAGCGUGAUUUGAGUGCCAAAUUUGUUUUCUCUAUGUAAAAGUACAUUCGUGCAGUCAUUUUCAUUUCCUUCACAUAGUCACAUUUUCUUAGCCCGUUUCAGUUCUCAGUGUGCGCAGGAUUAGCAGUCUGUUAGCAUGCUAGCAAGUGAGAUUUAAUUGCCAAAUUUGUUUUCUAGAUGUAAAAUUACAUUCGUGCAGUCAUUUUUGUUUUUUCCACUGGGGCACAAAUCCUUACGCCGUUUAAAUUCUCACUUUGCACAGGAUUAGAAGUCUGCAAGCAUGCUAGCAAGCGAGAUUUGCGUGCCAAAUUUUCUAUAUAAAAUGACAUUUGUGCAGUCAUUUUUAUGUUUUCGACAUGACAUUUUUUAGGACCUUUAACCUCUUAACAUGCACAUGGAUUUCUUAAAAACGCUAAGCAGUGCUGAUGUUUGCACUAUACAUUCCAGUCAUAUUACACUGGGGAACAAUUAAAAAAAAUGUUGAGGUACAUUUUUAUGUUGAUUAAAACUAAAAGUUACGCUGAUUUCAAAAUUGGUGUCAGUUUCUUUCAUGUUUCAUUGUAUGUAUGUUUUGAUUUUUUUUCUAAAUUAGAUGUUUUUUUUUUUUUUUUAAGAAAAAGGGGAUCCUAUAGUUCAUUAACGUGACGUGAUAGAGGAAAAACUGAGAUCACUUUUGAACUCCACACCUAAAUAUUGGUUUUAAAACAGUUGUCAGACCUAAAUCUUUUUUUUUAAUUGAUAUUGUCACUGUUGUGCCAGGAUAGAGAUGUCAAUACGACAAAAAGUAUGCACACACGUACAUACUCAAAUUUUAGCAUUAGCUAAUAAGCUUUUAAUCUGUUUUUGGCACCGAUUGACCACGGAAAACCAGAGAUAUGAUCGUUUUAGUUUCAUAAUAGGAAAUAUGUUUUCUCCACUAGAGGGCACUUACACUCUUUGGUCCAAUAAUGAAUUUGUUUUGUUUUGUAUUUCUUUGUCUUAAUGUGGUUAUAAUACAGUAUAGUAAUAACAGUUCAUAAAGAUAACUGUGCUGAAAAAAUACCAUUCUCUAAACAACAACAAAAAAUGAAACAUCUUAAACAGUUACUCACAAUGUUACUCAUUACUUGAGUAUUCUUUUCAACAAAUACUUUUUUACUUGUACUUAAGUACAUUUUUUGGAUGACUACUUUUACUUGAGUAAUAUUAUUUUGAAGUAACGCUACUCUUACUCGAGUAAAAUUUUUGGCUACUCUACCACCUCUGCUUACAUUCUAGUGAUGUUUUUUUUUGGUGCGACUUAUAGUCCAGAAAUGAAGGUAAUUUCCCACAUUUACCAUCAAAUAUUCUUGCUGGUAACUGUUUCAGGAACAAAAUCAGAAAAAUAGAAUCUUAACUGUCCCAUUUUUGAGUGGGCAGGCACUCUACAAUCCCAACUAUUUGUAUGUAAGUCAUUGCAAAUUAACUUGAACCAAUUCAGAAAUGCCAUCAAACGCGUUUUUGUCAGGUCACGAUCUUCUUCUCUUUUGAAAUCAGCCGCAUAACACUAAAAGUCACGCUGGAGUAUACCUGGAAGCGGUUUACACUUUUCUCGGUAGCUGGUAGGCGUAACCACAUAAUGAAUGCAAUGGAUCACUAGAGGCCACGCACCGGAAGCCAUGUGGCACAGCAGGAUUUGUCAAGAAACUAUUCUUUGAUGUAUUGCCAAAAUUGUGUGCCUACUUUGUGACUCUCAGUUAGGUACGCCCACACAAACUAUGUAAUUCAGUUAGAAUAAUUCAUUCCAAUGCAUGUAUGAGUUAUAUUUUGCCUUUAAAAUGAUGUAUCAAAUCUGUAUUAGUGAGGGUUUUUUUUUGUUUUUUUGUCUAUGUCAAGUAGAACAAUUGCCAUUACUGUGAGCGCUUUCAAAUAUUUUUCCUCUGGAUUAGAAUGCAAAUGUGAGAUAAUUACCCUUAUUUUUCUUACUUGGCCUUAAUUUUGUAUAAUUCUAUACUUGUAUGUAAAUGUGCUUUGCUGUUUCUUAUUGAUAACUUCUCCCUCAGUCCUACCUCCUGAACUGACUACUAUGGAUUUUUUUUGGGGGGGUGGGGGGGGGGUUUGAAAGAGUACAAUCUAUCACAAAAGUGAGUACACCCCUCGUGUUUCUGCAGAUAUUUAAGUCAGUACUUCUCAAAUAGUGGGGCGGGCCCCCCCUGGGGGGCGCAGAGCGAUGCUGGAGGUGGCGCAAGUGACCUUGGGGAACGUACUUUUUUGCUGUACUAGAAUUAAGUGUAAUUGUACAUCCACUCAGUGGGUGGCAGUGCCGCUCUCAUUUUCAGCGUGUGCGCAAUAUUUUUUAACCAAACAAGAGCACACAAAUAAGAGCUCUGGAGAUAUGAAAAGCUAAGAAAAGGAAAUAUGACGAAGCGUAUGCAGCAUUUAACUUUUGGCUUUGACUUUUAGUACAGUGGGAGAUGAGGAAAGACCGGUCUAUUUACUUUGUCUAAAAAUGUUCGCAGCGGACAGCUGAAUUUUUUUUUUUUUUUUAGCAAAAACGUGCCGAAUAUUGCCAACAAUCCUCCCGCUUUGUCAGUGUUACAUCAGUAAACCAGCGAGCACUGUCAUAUAAUCAUAUAAGGUGGCAUACCAAGUUGCUCAGUGCAAAAUAACUCCACAACAUAGGAAAGGAGCUGAUACUGCCAGCAGCAAAAAUAAACUGUCUCUCUGUCCAAUGACACUGUCGUUUUUGUUCUAUCAAUUGUUGUUUUUUCGGUCUAAUUGUUUGGCAUAUUGUCCUCGUAAGUUAAUGUCGCUAAUCAAUUUGAAUUUAUUAUUAUUUAUGGACUUUUUUAAAUUGUAUUUUUCAAAAAUCUUGAGUGUAUUUUAACAGUAUGGAUGAGUAUUUUUAUUUGUUUGUAAGUUGAUCUAUAUUACUUUUCUCUUUAAUAUUAAAAAGAACACAAUGUUAUGCAGAGGAGUAUUUUAUAUACAAAUGAUACUACAGUAUAUUUACAGUGGCGGCAGAGAUUUGGGGGGGGCGCGGAACGUUUAUGUCUUCCUGGGCGGGGGGCAUAACAGAAAAUAAUUGAGAAGCACUGAUUUAAGUAUAUCUUUUCAUGGGACAACACUGCCAGAACGACACUUUGACACAAUGAAAAGUAGUCUGUGUGCAUGUGCCGCUUAUAUAAUAGUUAAUUUGUUUUCCCCUCAAAAUAACUCAAAAUAUAGCCAUUAAU